AUGGCUGACUAUUCAUUAUUUACUAAAGGGCAAGGAGAUCAGUUUAUAGCCUUAUUGGUGUAUGUGGAUGACAUAGUCAUCACUGGACCUAAUGUUCAAGCUAUUAAUUCCUUGAAGGACUUCUUACAUUCUGAAUUCAAAUUGAAAGACUUGGGGAACUUGAAAUAUUUUUUGGGAAUUGAAAUAGCUCGAUCAAAUUCUGGUAUUGUGAUAUCACAAAGACAUUACACCUUACAACUGCUUGAAGAUACAGGUUACUUAAGCUGCAAACCAGCAAAUGCUCCAAUGGAUCCAAAAACACAUCCUAGUUUCCAUGAAUGUGAUCUUUUGACAGAUGCUUCUCAAUACAGACGAUUAAUUGGAAGGCUACUCUACUUGACAAUAUCAAGACCAGACAUUACAUAUGCUGUUCACAAACUCAGCCAGUUUCUAUCUCAACCUAGGUUGCCACAUCUUAAAGUAGCACAUCAUUUGCUUCGAUAUUUGAAGAGCAGUCCAGGUCAAGGCAUUUUUUUCUCAGCUAAAAAUGAUGGUUCUGAUCUAAAAUUACAAGCUUUCUCAGAUGCUGAUUGGGGUUCUUGUGUUGACACGAGAAAAUCAACAACAGGAUUUUGUAUCUUUAUUGGGAAUUCUAUGAUAUCUUGGAAAUCAAAAAG
This is a messenger RNA of Olea europaea var. sylvestris, 656 nucleotides long. RefSeq lists its product as uncharacterized. The transcript has a single exon. The annotation marks the transcript as partial. The record is from RefSeq and is a predicted model, not a curated record. NCBI's taxonomy places the organism in Eukaryota, Viridiplantae, Streptophyta, Magnoliopsida, Lamiales, Oleaceae.